Messenger RNA from Trypanosoma brucei brucei TREU927, 309 nucleotides. RefSeq lists its product as hypothetical. The record is from RefSeq and is a predicted model, not a curated record. The transcript has a single exon. Bases 1 to 309 code for a protein of 102 amino acids. NCBI's taxonomy places the organism in Eukaryota, Euglenozoa, Kinetoplastea, Trypanosomatida, Trypanosomatidae.
AUGUGCAACGCCUCACCAUCUUCGCCCCUCAUCCUCCAUAAACAAAUGCACGCAUUUGCAUUCUUUGAGCAUCAGCCACGACACGAACAUCGGCGGCUCCCCAACAUAGCACAGUUUGCACAUUUAUCGUGUGAUGAUUCGACACGAACCAAAAAAUUUACAAGCGUAACCGCAUACACGCCACUGCCGGCAAUUGACCUUUUUCCCUCGACCCUGUGUUCGCUCACAAUGGUAAAUGAAGAACACGAAUUUAAAACAAAAAAACAAAAAACUACGGGUAUCAGAGCAGUGCAACGCCGUCUGUGCUAG